Messenger RNA from Stegastes partitus (bicolor damselfish), 5197 nucleotides. It is a transcript of the gene rnf43, whose product is annotated as ring finger protein 43. The record is from RefSeq and is a predicted model, not a curated record. The transcript is spliced from 9 exons. The coding region runs from base 1 to 2448 and encodes 815 amino acids. Lineage: Eukaryota; Metazoa; Chordata; Actinopteri; Pomacentridae.
AUGACCGUCCCCCAGCGGCGCCUGGCCGGGCUCUGGCCGUGGCUGCUCAUGGCGGCCCUGCAGGUGGUGCUGGGCCAGCCGGGCCUGGAGUCCGAGCGGCCGACCCUCCGAGCGGUCAUCAAGGUGACACUGCUGAAGCACGAACCGACGGGGAAGCCCAUCGUGUUGGAAGGGGUGUUCGUGGGAGGGAGUGCCGGCAAGGCGGAGGGAAAACUCAUGCAGUAUCACCCUCUGUCUCUGUGCAACACAAGUGAGGAUGAACGACAAGAAAGCGACUUCAUCACCAUUGUCAAGCUGGAGCACAGGGUUCCCCGCUGCAAGGCGCUUCACGAUAAGGCUCGCAUGGCGCUGGAUAAAGGAGCUCAGGCUGUUAUCUUUGAUGUCAGCGAUGACGCCAACGCCGCCGCUGAGCUGCGAGAAAUCGACUCCCUUCCCCGUCCAGUUGUUCUGGUGGAGGCUGAGGAUGCUGAGGAGCUGAUGGGGUUGGUCAACAAGAACGAGGAGGCCAAAGUUGUCAUUGAGAUCAAGAUGGAGCCUAAAUGGCCACACUACGACGUGGGCAUCCUGCUCACCAUCGUCCUAGCUAUUCUCACCAUCGUCCUGAUCUUUGCUUUCCGCUACAAAUGCAAGUCCAACAGAACCUGGGACUCUGUCCAUCAGCAGACCAUGCGGGCCAUCAGUCGACUGGAGACCAAACCCUACAGUUCUCAGGGCUGCUCGGGCUCACAGCGCCACCGUGGGGCCUGGGGUUCGGCCAGCAGCUCCAACUCAAGCCCCGUCUGCGCCAUCUGCCUCGAGGAGUUCCAGGACGGACAGCAUCUGAGGAUCAUCUCCUGCGCUCAUGAGUUCCAUAAAGACUGCGUCGACCCCUGGCUGCUGCAGCACCGCACCUGCCCCCUGUGCAUGCACAACAUCAUGGGGACAGAGCGACAGGCCCAGAGGAGCAGACUCCAGCAGAGUCCAGAGCAAAGCCAAGGCUUCCUGCACCCUCAGCCCUACAGCGGCCCACACAACCACCCCUUCCCCCAGCAUGCCAUCCCCUUCUCUAUGAGGCCCCACUAUCCUCGUGGGCCCUCUGGACCUUAUCCCAGUCUGGGCCAUUACAAUGGCUCCUCUCCCAUGGACUCUCAGACUUUACGUUUCCUCACCAGUAGGCCGCUGGGCUCAGGCUGUGGGUACCACCUUCCUGCAGAAGGUCCAGGUCGGCCCCACAGGAUUGGAGGUAACUGCAGGACUUCUACGCACCACUACACCCCCCGUCGGUCCUGCCACAACUAUCGCUCGUCCUGUCCAGCCCAGCGCAGCGCAUCCAGCUCCAGACUGCAUCACACUGUCUCGGUCACACCACAGACCCGUGGAGCGCCGGCCCACAGCCGGCAGGACGAUGGUAGCUGCUCUGGAGGGAGCUAUCGCACAGAGCGCAGCGGGUACUUGGCCGACGGGCCAGCGAGUGACUCCAGCUCAGGGCCAUGCCACGGCUCCUCCAGCGACUCAGUUCUCAACUGCACCGACGUGUCCCUGCAGGGAGUUUAUGGCAGCUGGUCCACCUUCCGUAGCUCUCUGAGUAGUGACUAUGACCCGUUGGUGUAUUACGGGCCGGGUCCUGGACGCGGCCCCCGCAGGAACAGUCUGGAGGCUGGUGCCCAGGCCCGUCCCAGGUCUCUGGAUUCUGUGGUGAACAAAGCGGGCUGCCCUGAAGAACAGCCGCAGACUGUAUUCAGCCACAUCCACUACCACCGCCACAGACACCACCACUACGAGGAGGGGGAGCACAGCCAGGGCCAGAGCAGAGGCUCAGACGAGGAGCAGGGAGCUGCUGCAGCUGUCACUGCUCCCCUUGUCCUGGACAAAGACUCCCCUGUGUGCCCUCCGAAGCACAGCCCCUGCAACUGCCCCAAGCCAGACCCCACCGACCGGCCCAGCCCUGGGAUGGAGUGUCAGGACCACGACCCCAGCAGCCCUGCGGGACCUCCGGUCCUCGUGUCCCCAAUCCCCUUACAGCUCCAGCCCCACUGCUGCCACCAGGGACACGGACACGCUGCGGCUGCUCUCGGGCGAGUGGGGGGCUGUGUGCUCGAUGGUCCUUCUGUUCGUUUCCACCAGAGCCUGGAUCUGCAGGACGAUCGUAGCAUCCACAUCCACUACGGUCAGGGCCAGGGCUUCUGCUGCUCCCCCCCUGAGCUGCACCCUGCCCUGCUCCCCGUGCCCCUCAUUCUGGACUCUGGGGGGAUGGAGGACUGGCCUUGCUGUGCCGGGGCCCAUGUUGUGUGGCAAAAACGGGUGCAGCAGGCCCGCUCGGAGCCUCAGCUCCUGGGUCCUGGGACCUCGAUGGACAGGCCACCCUGCAGGUUCCACCAGGGGCCUGCUGCUGACCGCAACACAGACAUUUGUUUAUACUGCCAAUCAUUACACCACAAUCAGGGAUCAGAAGAGGAGUCUGGAGUGUGAGAGCUUGUUGCAUCCCCCAUUAUCACACUGCUACACAGGAGCCACAGUGGAAAAGCCUCUCAGCGGCUCUCACACCUUCUACAUAAUUCCACCAGCAAAGCCUUCGUUCACAUGAUUCCCCAGCUGCCUCCAGGAGUCCAAGCUACAACGACGAAACCAUCGUCAUUACUGAAAGUGAAAUUAGACUAAUGCGAACCUGUCGUGAUAUUUAAUAUCAAAACAUACCGCCGAGUGAUCUGAAUAUGUGAAGACGGGGUGUUGCUGGGGAACACACCUCGUCAGCUGUAGGAAGAAUAUUUACAAUCUCACAAGUUCCCAUGCUCCUUGGCGACAACUAACGAAUGAUCCUUGCUUUGGGUGUUGAGCCCUCAUGAAGUGAGACUCCAUCUCUGCAUCGCUCACUCUUCUACAGAAUAACUUGAUUUAUCUUAGAGGUACUUAAUUUUUCACGUGCGCGAUCUUCGCCUUCCUUCGCUGAGUCCAGUCUCAGCUGAGAGAUGCUUUUCUCUCCAGCCUACCUCAGCUCAGAUUUCUUAACGCGCCUCACACAGGGGGGUCUUUUAAAGGUACUGCUGUAGUGAUUUUGUUUCUUUUUUUUUUUUUUUUGGUCAUGACCAUGUAGCUCCCAUAAACUCAACAACAACAACAACAAAAAAAAAGUGAUCCUCCCGGUAGUCCAAACGGAGAGAGAGAGGUUGAUGCUCAGCCCCUCAAACAACGAGCAUUCACUGAGGUUGCUGAGCCUUGCAUGGGCCUUGUUUUCAUUAUUUCAAUAAUGGCAGCUGUUUUGUUUGUGUUUUGGAUCUUUUUUUUUUUUUUGUAGUCUGUAAUUUUUUUUUUUUCAUCUUUCAAAAGGAACCGGUUUGACUGAAUUUUGUUGUACAAGCUAUUGUCUUGUUUUUGUCAUUUCUCUUGCCAGUGGUUACUUCAUGUUUGACCUCAGUGCUGUUAAACCCCCUGAUCAGUGAACAGGCUUCAUCACAAGGAUAACAAUCACAUCCUCUGCCCCUCACACUGUCGUCCUCCGAAAAGGUUCCAACCUGUCCCUUGCCUUCCAGCAUCUAAAGCUCUGGGUGAAAGCUUCUCUACUGCAGCCAUAGAAAUGACGCAAUGAAAUAGUAUAAGUGGAGUAAAGCCAUGCUAGACAGACCCACCAGCAUCAGCUCGGUUCGUUGCCGUAGCAGCAGUUUGACUAAAGCUUAGUGUGCCUUCCAGUGCCUGAGAAACGUCUCCAGAACAAUCAAACACUGGAAAUAUGGCAAGAAUUCAUCUUCGUUACAGCAGUAAUACCAGAAUCAGUGAAACUCCUUUGUUGUGGGGAAACGUGCGUCGCCGAUCCCUGCUUUAGAGCUUAAGGCACUUGAAGGAAGAUCCACAUGGAAGCAGAAAUCAAAGGUGUUGUAAAGACUUUAUGCGUUCUGAUAGGUUUUAAAAUGCUUAAUCAUGUCAAAACUGCAAACAAGCGAAUCGAGGUUUAAAUCUUUGUUACCUGAUACUCCCACACUGGCAGACUCACAGACAGAAAAUAUGUUUAUAGUCCAAGAAAAUAACUGUGGAAAGAAAAAGAUGUGCCGUCAAAGAUGGCUCGCUUAUCUUCUGCUUAGCCGCAGACGUCUUCAUGCUCACAGACUAAAUCAUCUGAGAUCAGAGGAAUAUGAAUUCUGCUUCAGCGCAGACGUUCUCUUAGAGGCUCAGUGGAAAUGUGAUUUGUCUUUGCAGUCAGACUGCAGAUACAACCGAGAAAGCACUCAUGGAUGUUGCAGUAGCACUUAGUAAACCCUCACAUGUGCCUUAUUCAUUCAGACUGUUCAUAAUCCUAAAUCAGGAACCUCCCAACUCACUAAGCUCUUACCUGUUGAACCAAAGAGGCGAAAUCUUGAACACUUUGUUGUGUGUUGUGCCUUUUUUUUUUUUUUUUUUCCUGCUCCAGGCCUUUCUUUGAAUCUCAGCGUGCGCUCUCCGUGCUGACAAGAGAGAACAUGCUAGAAUUGAAGUGGAAAUCAUUCUGGACUCAAUAGUUUUGGACAAUCAUGCAGAAUGUUUCAGCUGCAGUCCCGUACUAAUACCUCACUUUGAAUGUGUCAACACAGCGUCCUCUAGCUAAAGUAUCAGGGUUUCCUUUUCGUGCCCAAACAGUCUCAGAGACAGAGAUGGAAAUGACUGAAUUACAAGCAGCACUUUGGCUUGAGCAGAUUUUAUAUAAAAAGAAAAAUCAACACAAAACUCAUAGUAUUAACGUAAAGCAAGCCCGAAACCAUCAGCACACGAGUUAAAAAAAAAAAAGCAUUUAGCGAUGCUGCAGAAUACCUGGUGUGAUUUCAUCCUGUUCAAGAUCUUUCUCUUUGUGUUGUUUAUGUGUUCGUUUUUAUGUUUUGCAAGAAUAAUGAGCUGAAACUGCCUUUUUUUAAUAGAGUAAAAAAUAAAAACAGCAAAAAAAAAAGAAAAGAAAGUCCCUCCAGAACGUUAAGGGAUGUGUCAGUAUAUUUUGGAUACUUUGUGUACAAAAAGAGAACAACGAAAACAGAAAUGAAAUAGUGUUGUAUUUUAUAUAUAAUAGAACAUUUCAAUAUAGUGACAUGUCACUAAUAUAUUUAUUUACUAAUAUAUUUAUCCAUUUGUCCAGGUUUGAAAGAAAGAGUGGUUUCUGUAUAGACUGAAUGUUUCUAUAUGGAAACUGACCGGUGCCAUCACAGAUGUAUCAACCUGUCUUCAUUCCAAUUAUAUGCAAAUAAAUUAUUUUGAAAUAAAA